Messenger RNA from Paraphaeosphaeria sporulosa, 1008 nucleotides. RefSeq lists its product as uncharacterized. The transcript has 7 exons. The record is from RefSeq and is a predicted model, not a curated record. NCBI's taxonomy places the organism in Eukaryota, Fungi, Ascomycota, Dothideomycetes, Pleosporales, Didymosphaeriaceae. Bases 1 to 1008 code for a protein of 335 amino acids.
AUGGCAGCUUUUGCAUCCCUCGGAGCUCUGCGGCUAGCAGGCUUUGCUACGGCAAACACAUACUCCAAUUUCAGCAUACCGAUCGAGAUUUCUUCGCGACAAGGGGUUUUCCCAAACCAAGGACGCAACUACUUUGCGAAGAUUCUUGAAGGAUAUGCGACCGUGCAGGGGCAGUACGAGAUCUCUGCGAAAUACUGCCAACCGGAUGAUGGGAAUGCCUCGACCAUUCAAAUAUUCUACUGGGAUCUUGCUUACAACAACUACAACUACAGCUAUGUGAAGGUUGCGAACGCGGCUGGGUACAGCACUCUGGCUAUCUACCGCUUGGUUAUCGGCAAUUCAUCGCACGGCGAACCGAUAAAUAAAAUUCAAGCUCAGCUUAAAGUUGAGGCUCUGAACGCGGUUACCACCCUGCUGCGGGCCGGAAAAAUCCCAGAAAUUAAGAAGCGCUACGGCAAGAUCAUUCACGUCGGCCAUUCAUUUGGGUCGAUCCAGUCUUACUGGUUGUCUGCGUUGUACCGGAACAACACCGAUGGUCUAACUGUCCCAGCUUGGAACUUGCACAGCGCACGGCUGAAUCAACCUCUUUUCUUUGCAGACGCACCAAACAGCAAGCUCAGGGCGGUGUUUUCCGGCUGGUUCAAGAACAGUAGCCUCAUACAGGCUCACCAGACGUUGCUCAAGGUAUCCCACUGCGAUCUAACUGCCAAUCAACUCGUUUUCCUCCGCUAUGGUGCAUACGACAUCGGCCUCGGCGUGAUCACCGAGCAGACCGAGCAGCCCGUAACCAUUGGCAAACUCCUCACGACCGGUGGGGCUCCCGCGGAGGACUCUUUCGGUGGUCCUGUCAUCAUUUUCACAGGAGAAUUCGAUGAAGCUUUCUGCGGAUUAGAUUGCUACGCCACUGGAGGCUCUAACACUGGGCACAGAAUCAACGUACACUACAACUCUACUGCUGGGAAUGAGUAUGUGCAGAGGUGGCUGGCCGCGAAUGGGCCGGGCGCUUAA